This is a messenger RNA of Sphaeramia orbicularis (orbiculate cardinalfish), 6902 nucleotides long. It is a transcript of the gene cadm3, whose product is annotated as cell adhesion molecule 3. NCBI's taxonomy places the organism in Eukaryota, Metazoa, Chordata, Actinopteri, Kurtiformes, Apogonidae. Gene Ontology annotation, cellular component: presynaptic membrane. Gene Ontology annotation, biological process: homophilic cell-cell adhesion. The coding region runs from base 394 to 1977 and encodes 527 amino acids. The transcript has 12 exons. The record is from RefSeq and is a predicted model, not a curated record.
UGUUUCAGACAGACUGUUUUUGCUGCAGUGAACGGUAGCCGUGGAGAGAGAGCUACACAGAUAAAGAUACACAGAGAGUGUGUGUGUUAGAGAGAGAGCGCAGGAGGAAAAAAAAGCCAAAGGAAAACAAGGGGAGUCAGUCAGGAGAAGAGACCGGGAGAUAAAAAACAAAGAAAAAGUCGAUAAAAGCAAAGAUUGAGAGGAGGCUCCGGACCAGCCACUGCUGCGCAUCAAAGGAGGGACCUGACUCAAAAAGGGACCUUAUUGGAGACCCAGCGGCAGCAGAGCCCCAGUCCAGAGGCGGAAUAGAAGGAACGGUGUGUGAGGUGACACUCCAGAGCUCCUCUGCCCUCCUGAGAAUUCAGCGAGACAGACGGAUCUGUGCGCCCGACCAUGGCCUUCCCAUCAGCCCCCUCCACAUUAUGGAUUGUCAGCUUAUUGACAGUACUAUUUGCAGCUGCGGUGCAAAGCAACAUGGUCUACGGCGAUGACGACCCCCUUCAGCCCAGGACCAAGGAUAAGACCGCCUCCGUGGGGGGUAAGGUGACACUGACCUGCGUGGUGGCCGAGAGCGACAACUCCUCCCUGCAGUGGUCCAACACCGCACAGCAGACCUUGUACUUUGGAGAGAAGAGAGCGCUAAGAGAUAACCGCAUCCAGCUGAGCCGCUCCACACCCACUGAGCUCUCCAUCACCAUCUCUGAAGUGCAGCUGUCUGAUGAGGGCAUUUACACCUGCUCCAUCUUCACCAUGCCAGUCCGCACCGCCCAGGCCAUCGUUACUGUGCUGGGUGUUCCCGGUAAACCUCAGAUCUCCGGCUUUGAGGACGCAGUGCCAGAGGGCAGCGAAGUCACCCUGACCUGUACCAGCACCGGCAGCAAACCUCCUGCCAAGCUGCGCUGGUACCAAGGAGACCAGGAACUGCAAGGGCGUCCGGAUGUGGUGGAGUCCGUUCCAGACGAACCUACAUACAAUGUGAGCAGCGAGCUCACCCUGAAGGUGAGCCGCAGUGAUGACAACGCCCUCAUCACCUGCGCCGUCGACCAUGAGUCUCUGGCCCCGGGGGACAAGAGGAGCGAGCAGGUUCUACGGGUGUUGUACUCCCCUGGUGUGAAGAUCCUGCCCCAGAGUGAUUUGCCUAAAGAGGGAGAGAAGUUUUAUCUUAAGUGUGUGGGCAGCGGCAACCCAGAGCCUACCUCCUACAGGUGGGAAAAGAAGAACGGAGAGUUCCCCCCAUUGGCUAAAGUUGAAGGUGCUUACCUUCACUUUGAGAUGCUCAACAAAUCCGAUAAUGGCGUCUACCUCUGCUACGCAGGCAACGGAAUUGGAACUGAAGGCCUGGGGGAGUACACGCUCCAAGUACAAGGCCCCAUGGACCCAGACUUUCUGCAUACCACUCUUAGCUCUUCGACGUCUCCUCCUUCAACUAGCCCCUCUUCACCUCCUUCCUCUCUUGACCAUACCUCCUCGUCUGACUCCUCCCCCUCUCCCACUACUGAAGUGACAACCCCCAGACCUGAAUCCUCCACCACCUCCACCCUUUCCAACGCCCUCUUUCCUGACCUGCCAUCCAGCUCUGAAACUUCUCCUUCUCCUUCUUCUCCUUCUCCCUCCCUCACAAGCACUGCUGCCCCUACUGCUACUCCCUCUACCUCCUCCUCCCUUACCUCCUCAGUUUCCGUCCAGCUGAAUGGAGUUUACACUUUCACAGAAGCUGCAGACAACAGCGCAGACCCCACAGCCAUGUCGACCACUUCAGGGGGGGACCACGCCGUGAUAGGAGGUGUUGUGGCUGUUAUCGUCUUCAUCCUCCUCUGCCUCCUCAUCGUCCUCGGCAGAUACCUCAUCAGACACAAAGGAACGUAUCUGACCCACGAAGCCAAGGGCUCGGACGACGCCCCCGACGCCGACACAGCCAUCAUCAACGCAGAAGGAGGCCACUCCGGAGCAGAGGACAAGAAAGAGUACUUCAUCUAGACGGAGGACGGCAGAGGUGGAGGAAAGGAGUGGGAGGAGGAGGAGGAGGAGGAGGAGGAGGAACAGGAGGCAGAGGAGGAAGAUGAAGAAAAGUUGGAGGACAUUGAAUAGAGGAGAGAGGAGUGAAGUUAAAAAAAAAACCCUCCAUUUGUUUUCACAGUGCUUCAGUUCUUCACUCGGUUGGAGGGAUGAUGAUGAUGGUGAUGAUGAUGAUGGUGAUGAUGAUGCUGAUGAUGAUGAUGAUGGGAGGGGAAAAGGGAGGUAAAGUGGAAGCAAAAGAACUGUGGGCAGGAUACAGCGAUGCGUUAAGCUUCACCUGGUACUACCCUCUUUGCAUUAAUACAGGGAAGUAAGACUUUGCACUGACAUAUGGACGAACUGAAGAUACACACUUAAACACACACACACACACACAAGCAUACGAACAUGAGCUAACAUAUACAACCGGUUUGGAGGAAAACUCUUCUCAUACUGACUGGAAUGCUUGUAGACGCUCAGAAUAACAAACACGGGCUCCUACUAAACUGUCUGAUUUCUUUCUGAAUGACACAUUAACACACAUUACUAACUGUCAGACACCUCGAAUAGCAAAAUUGUAAUUCACAUUCCGGCAUCUAGAGCAGAUAUUCAACUUCACGCGCACCAACCUGUCUCUGUUCACAUUGAAAACCAAACCAGCUCUCGUCUUUUUCUCCCUUUUUUUCCCCCCUCUGCCCUCCAUUCUCUCCAUCUAACAAGGCAGUAUCCCACUGCAAAUGGAGAAAUCCAUCUACGGCACAUUAUUACUGACAAACAUAAUCUCCCUUUCUCCCUCUGACAUGUUUUUGUAUGCCAUCAAACCUUCCUUCCUGCGUUCUCACAAAGCCCUGGUUGAAUUUCCCAUAAUGCAGCACCACAUAACAUGCAAAAAUAGCAUUCCCGCCUUGUGCUAUCAAGCCAACGGGCUCUAAUAUACAUAUAUAAAUAUAUAUAAAUAUAUAUAUAGAAUUAUAUAGCAUUCUUUUUACUUGACAGAAAAUGUUUGGUGUGCUGUAAAUACACUAGUCUCUUUCUCUCGGUCCUCUUACUAUCUUCUGUCUUUUCUUCUUCUGUCCCUCUCUCCUGAAUCUCAUACAGUCCGUUACUGCAUUACAGUAACUUAUAUACUCAAAAAAAAAGCCUGCCUGUUUUUAUUACAUGCGUUGAAAUGCAGAGUCGAAAAUAUCAAUAUCUGGAGAAAAAAUAGAAAAAUAAUGAUGUUGCGAUGAACACUAACCUUAACUGCAAAUAUUUGUAUGAGGAACGUUUUAUUCCUUUUCUUUCUUUAGUCUGUUUUUUUUCCUUUAUGGGGGACUUCUGAGAUAUUUUCUCUCUCCUCAGUGUCUCGGUGUGUUAUACCGUCAGUGUUAACAGUUUACAGUGUCCGUCAGGUUGUCAGUCCAGGAGUCCAUCCAUCCAAUCUUGGAUUUGUACUUUAUGUUUUGUGUCGGUGCUGUUCAUUUAGUCACUUCCACCAUUUCCCCCUCAUCCAGUGGUGCCAUCCUGUCCCUGUGUUUUCGUCUUCCCUCUGCUCCCAAACACUUAACUGUAGCAGAACCUCAGUCAGACGUGGCUUUGAAGGUGUCAAAGUGUUUGGAGCGGUCAGUGACGAAACAGCCCGUUGUGUUGUAUGUGUGUAGACCGCUGUGGUCUUCUGUCCACUCGGCCCCCGCUCCACUGUUUUACCCCCUUCAGCAGACUGCUUAUCGUGUCGAAUCAACCUGGCGCUAAAUUCACUGAGCAGUGACAUCAUGACUUUGUCUAAGAGGCCGGCUGAGUCGCUGCUUCGGGGGAGGUGAAAAUGCUUGCGCGAUUUCCCCUUCAGGGCCAAACACGACUGCCUACAUACAUUAUGACAAACUUCCUGGCAAAAAGAAAAAAAACCUUUCUGUUAUUGUUUCUUUUUCUGUGCGUGUUAUUGCAAGUUUAAAUCACUCGCCAGCUUAGCAAAAGGUUCCCAUAAAUGAACAGUGUUUUAUUAAGGUUGGGAGUUCACUUUGGCACGGCCAAGCUCCACUUGGCCCGGUCGCGGAAAUUGAUUGCAAUCUAACUAAGAGGCUCCGGGCUCCAGACUGUACGCAUGCCAGGGUGGGCAGCCUGCCGAGCUGGAGUCUGGGCCGGACUACCACUGAAGAAAGUCAUUUAGGAACCUAAACGUCCUCAUCUUUUUUUCCCCCUCUGUGCCGCCCUUACAUUUCUUUUCAUUCUUUAAUCAAUCAUCCCGUCUGCGUCCUGAUCCACCUUCACCCGGUCUCUCCUUUGCUUUCCUCAUCACUCCUUCCUUCCUUCCCGUUCCUCCCCCUCCCUCUCUAAUCGAUGUCCGACCCUCCUUGCUGGUUUCUGUCGCUCAUUCAGGAGUCCACGUAGAGAUACAGUAGAAGUAGCAUCUCUAGGUUUGCCAGCAUGUGCUCAUGGCUCUCUGCAGCACUUUUUCAAAGUGACAGAGAGAGGAAUCCAUUUGCUGUUGUCCUACCCGUAGACAGUUAUGUCUGUGAUAGUUUUGUACACUUUUUCUUUUUGGGAAUGUUCAGGGAUUGUGCUUUUCAUACCUUUCCCCACUUCGAUGUAAACUGCUGCCUAGCGGGCUACUUUGAAAGCAAGUAACCUACUUAGUGUAUCUAUAAGCUAGCUAUACUACAAAGGGUAACAUCUUGACCUAAACCAGGGUCAGUUGUUGUGUUUAUUUUCUUACAAGAACUCUUAGUCGCAAUUUGGGUUUUGCUUCAUGGAGUACUGCAGAAACAAGUCCUUAAACCUGGAAGUGAUGUAGCACUUCACGGUUCCCUGAUCUCAAAGUCAGUGGGUUUUUGGUUACAUUUCUGAAAUAAGGUCCGUGGUCCAUAGGCUGUUUUGGCCGACAAUGUAUAUGCAACUAAAUACUGCAAAAUUUGAAGCUUGUUUUAAAAAAUGUUUUAGCUAACAAGAGUCUGUUAAACAUCAUAAAACAGACAUAGAAAGUACCUACCAAAUCUACUAUUACAACUAUGUUAUGCUCUUGCAAAUGAACAGGAAACAUUUUUACAAAGGAGGUACAUGUGUGAAAUCAAAGUAGGCGACAAGUCAAAUGCUAACAUUAAUAGCCUAACAUUAGUAUUUUGCUUGUAGCUAUUGCUUUAACACUUGAAACUCAAACAUGUUUUUCAUUUCUAAUGAUAUUAGAAUUAUCUUUCCAUGGUAACUUUUUUUUGUUAACAAUCUAAAUGGAAAACCUGGCUUUUUGGUGAGGGAACUGGAGCGAUGCUAACUUUGGGUUUAGCAGCAUUCUACUGACACUGAAGUAAACUUGACUUAAAAAGUGUUUUGAUUAUGUUUAAGAGUGUUUAGACGUACACCUUUAAACACAGUGAUUUGGUCAUCUGAAGACUUUAAAACACUGUUUAUCCCAUAUUUGCUCUGUGACGCGGUUCAGCUUUUACCGUUGUUGUGUUUGCAGACCAGAGGAAGGGCUUUGUCUCACAGAGCUUGUCCGCUUUUAUUUUUGAAGAGUUACCUUUGUUUUGUAUUUAACCCCAGUCUAAUUUUGUAUGGAGAAAGGAAUAACCUACCUGCCUAAUAAUACUUAAAAAAAGUGUAGUGUCUGUACAAACUAAUGGACCUGUAAUUGCCUGUAAUUUAUCGUCCUGUCCUUCGUCUUAGUUAAUGUGCUAGCAUGUAGCUUGCAUGAGAAACAGGAAGUGUAGAAAGCGUUGAAUGAUGAAAGAUGAAAAGUGCCGACAAGCUCGUCUGGUGAGACAAUAGCGCUGCUGACCUGCAGACUGUCCUCUGAUCCGCAAACACAGGUCAUGUCCCAGUUAAACCCACAAUGCACCUCUUCAACACUGCGGUCCUCGGAAUGACUCAGAGCCAACUGCUGCUAGAUGAAGUAGGACUCAAUCUGCUUUUUUUUUUUUUUUUUUUUUUUUUUUUUUUAAUCCUUUCCCCCCGACAACCACUACGUUAUAGAGUGAUGUCGAGGUAUAGUGGCGUUGAAAUUCCAAAUUCAUCGCAUCAGUGCAGUAAUGAUUAGCUGUCACCAGAUGCCAGCAGCAGCCAACAGCAGCUUUUCUUUUCCCGCUUCAGUCCGACCGAGCUGUCCUGCCCACCACUUGACUCGAAACCAUCUCUUCUUCAGGCAGUCGCACACUACCUGCCACUCAUCUCCACUCUUUUGUAGUAUAAACAAAUUGAUUUUUAAAUUAUGUUUUGUGAAAGGUGUGCAUAAUUUUAAACCUGUUUCUUUGAAUUAAAUUGAUCAUUUGCUCUUUCUUUCUUACUUACUUCCUCUUUUUUUUUUUUUUUUUAAUGAUUAGAUAUUCCAAAACUUGAAGGUUUGAACUUUAGUUUUGAUUCUUUUGGUCAGUUUCUGCCAUUUUUAUAUAAUUUCAUGUAUAUAGUGUUGCCUUUAAUGGAUACUCUUACAAACACACCCAUACACACUUACACACACACUUUGAGUACAAACACAUCCACACAUAUCCGGAUAUGCACGGCAGGCAUGAUGUCUGUGAUUAUGGUGUAUUUGUACAUAUGUGUGUAUGUCUGUUUGAGUGUGAGGUGUGUGUAAAUGACCCAAACCGACUCCAGAGACACUAUUUAUGUGUUUCAUUCACGACAAAUUUUAGUGAUUAAACCCGCAUUUUUGUUUAGCUUUGUUUCUUUCUGUUUUUUGUUUUGGUUUUUUUUUGUUGGAUGACAAGUCUUCCUUUGGAAUAAAUAUCCAUAUCACAUGAGAGUAGUGCAGUCAUGUAUGUUCAUUUGUAUUAUGGCUGAUGAUGAUGUCAUCAAGGCAAGACCCGGCCGCAUGCUGUGGUGGGUUUGCAUCUGUUGGCUAUUAUAUUCAUAGAGUAUUUGUUCUUAUUUUGGUUUUCUUUUUUGUUAAAAACAGUUCAGUUGUUGACUUCAAUAAACAUGCAUUUGGGUUAAUUUCA